AUGGCAGCGGCGUUGGUGGAAUACAUCCAUGAGGCGCCUGACAGGAAUGAAGCACCGCACUUAGUGCGCAUCUGCUGCUCCACGGGAUGCUCCCUACAGGAAGGCCAGGAUGCCAUGGCACAGAUACUUACUCAAGACAAGGACGUGCAUCUACUCCAACUUCAAAUCCACCGGCACGACAAAGAGCACACCGUUUACUCGGCCGUGCUCAAGCUCAGCAUCAUCCAAGGCCCCGACGAAGAAGCAAUCGACGCCAUUUUUUGGUGGCGACGCCGCCAAAGUCGAACCCGUGACCAAAGCACGUCCUCUUCCACCAAAAAUCAAGUCCAAGCAAGUCCAGCAGGUGAGCCCCCCACGGAUUCCAAGCCGGUCACGAUUACCGCCACAACCAGCCGAGAAACUACGGUGGUCCUCCUGGCCCUCCGGGAGGUGGACCCGGAGGAGACGGCACUGGCCGAUGAUCGGAAGUACGCGCUCAAGUUCGAUAGUGUCGACCGGACCAUCCCUUUGGAACAUUUUCUGGCGAAGUUCAAUAUCAUCCAGAAGAAGUACGAGCUCAACGACACCCAGGUCGUUCGAAUCUUCGAUGACCGCCUGACAUCCUGUGGGGUACUUUCCUUCCAGGACUGGUGGGCUCGACGGUGCUGUGACAGCGAACCCGUCUCCUGGGUGGAGGCUCGGGAGGCUUUCCAGAAGGAUUUCAUUCAGAAGACACUGAGUCGAAAGAUGGUGGUGAUUACUGAUAACCCCCACCGGAAGUCUACGGAAACCGUCCGGGAGUAUGCACGGCGGAUCGCGGACGCCUCCUGGGAUGCUGGGUUGCAGGCGAAUAGGGCCGUGGUUAUGAUAAUCAAUGGAUGUAGCGAUGCGGAAGUGGCCGCGUGCCUCCGGGGAGCCUCUGUUCGCCCUGAGACUAUCGAAAUCAGCCUGGACUACCUGAUUGAGCGAGAUGUGGACAUCGACAGACGAACGGAUGGUUCCCGAUCGGCCCCCCAGAUGACACCGGUUGCUCCGUCGACGCCGACUAGGUCCGCUCGGAACACGUCCCGGACUCAGUCCUCUUCGACGCCCAAUGGAAAUCUCCAGGAGCUCCAGUCCUCCAUCUCACGACUUCAACGGGAAAUGACGAGCUUGACUACCUCUAACAACGACCAGUUUUCCUCCAUCCAAGAUGUCGUCGCCAUGAUCUCUACGGACAACCCGGCAGGAAACAACCCGGGUUGUCCGUUGAACGCGUCCAAGCAGAGCACUAUGCCGGCCCACGUCAUGCCUGCACUGCAAUCCUGCGGUCGGAACCAUGCCGCCGGGUGUGGCGUGGCACUGGCCGCGAGAAUGCAAAUGACCUCCGAAGAUGAUAACAAACAAAGACUCAAACACGAUGGAAGAUACCUCCCCGGGGUGGUACGGGACGCGGCGACAAUCGAACCCAGGACUGCUCCGGGGCUGGGCGACGAUACGAAGAAUGACAGGGCGAGUCAACCCCCGCAAACGAAGGGAGUCCCGAGCUCUGCGUACAAGGACAUGCAACAAGAGGGCGGGAUACAGGAGCGCUCUGAAGACAAGUUACAGACAGAAGCCACAAUGCUACCUCCCUUCGACGAGAGGCACGGGCCGGUGCGCGACCGCGCCCCAGACCUCCGGGACCACGGGCGUAUAUUGUACACAGGACCCAGCGCCGGGGAUGACUCGCGUCGAAAAACGGACGGGAGCGAGGACAAGGAAGAGAAGGGGAUGUGUUCAGAACCCUGCGAUAAAAAGAAGGGCAUGCAUGUAGAACCCUCAAACGAAGAAAGUUCGUGUCGACAAACUAAACCGAACACCCGCGACGCUAGUGCGUCGCCUGACGGAGAUUCUCUGGCACAUCAGGGUGCCGCCUCCGUCCAGUCCCGGACCCAGCCGCGGGUUCGGGGCACAUUGGCCACCUUCCCGGAAGAGACAAGUGACGCUCGGGAGCCAGGAGCCCCUUCUCGAGACUCACGAACCCGCGCUUCGCCCACAACGAAAGGACGUAACCAUGCCGACAUCGCCCGGGUGGUGACUACGGCGCUCAAACGGUCGCUGACGGAGGCCGAUAAUAUACUAUUCGACUCCCCGGUGGAUAUCGACGACCCUGAAAGGUGGUUGGACUGGUUCUCGACAACCCUUAACACGUGCGAAGUGGCCCGCACUGCAAAUCGGAACUUUGAGCAGGAACGAGUGGCCAUGGUGGCUGACACUCGACCUCCAGGCGACCGCCUAGGGAUUCCUGGCGGCUAUCGGACUCCUCGCCCCCUCUGCAGACGGUCGGACUCGCCUAAAGAAAAGGGUCUCAAUGGAGGAAGCGACCCGACUGCACUCACGCAUCUGGAAGGACUCGACUCUGGGAGUGCCGUGAUCGACCCAGGCAUCCCCCACUCCUGCACGAAACCGAGGCUCCGGACAGGCGACACGACCCGAGGGUCGGGGAGGACUCUACACGGCCUUGACGAGUCCGGGUUCACGGCCCUCCUUCACUCCCGGACCCGCGAUCCGUAUCCGUUGUGUGGCGUCAUGACCGAAUCCCUGGCACCACCUGUACUGGCCACCAUCGAUGGGCAUAGCACACAAGCUUUGGUAGACACGGGCGCAUCGGUUACGGUCAUUAGCCAGGAAUUUUGGAUGCUCCUGGGCCGUACCCCGUCGUACCGUCUAGUUUCAGCUGCGAACGCCGGCAUUUCGAUUCUGGGGUUUCGACACUGCAGCGUUACCUUGACCGGUAUAUCUACAACGUUCUCUGUCUGGGUUCUGGAAGCCUCAGUCACCCUGUGCAUCUUGGGAGUCAAUCUCCUCCGGAAGUUGCAUUCUCUCGUUGACCUCGGACGGGACCAAGUAUGUUCUGCGGUUGCGCAUGCAUCUCCGCUUGAGGAGACCCCUCGAAUUGUCAAGAAAGCGUCGCACCACAAACGCCUUCGAGUGUGCGACGACAGCGACGACGACGACGAGGAGGCCGAGUUUAUGCCCACGUCCAAGCCAGUCCAGCAGCCGGUCACAACCAGCCUAGAAACGGUGUCGCAUCUAGCACCACCAGCGCCCGUACUGUCGUCGCAGCCAAACGAGGUGGCCAAUAAGGACAAACCAAUCCAUCGCCCCCCGCCCCAGAAGCAGCAAAAAGAAGUCUCCACGACCCGCAUCAACAAGCAAGGGUACAUGGUGACCGAGACCACGUACGAAGACAUGGAGGACGACGACGACCUGCCACCAACGUCGCCUCAAGCCGGUCCAUCGAGUGGAAAACUGCCGGCGCCCCCGCCCAAAAAGAAACGCGUGGUCAAAGCCUCCGGGUCGGCGAAACAGAGCAACCUCAUGGACUUUUUCGAAAAAAAAUAA
This is a messenger RNA of Aphanomyces astaci, 3345 nucleotides long. RefSeq lists its product as hypothetical. The record is from RefSeq and is a predicted model, not a curated record. Gene Ontology annotation, biological process: proteolysis. The transcript is spliced from 14 exons. Bases 1 to 3345 code for a protein of 1114 amino acids. NCBI's taxonomy places the organism in Eukaryota, Oomycota, Saprolegniomycetes, Saprolegniales, Verrucalvaceae. Gene Ontology annotation, molecular function: aspartic-type endopeptidase activity.